AUGUAUCUAUAUAUAAGGCAAAAGAACAAUUUUUGGUUUUACUGCUGUUCAGAGAGUAAAUAUGGCUGUGGUGGGAAUUUUAGCGGUUUUGGGGCUUUUUAUGAGCACUGCAAGUGCAUCCUCGCUGGGAGUUGUAUACACAGAGGGAGGGAUGGUUGAGGGGAAGAAUCGUAAUGUAGGACUCUUCCGCUACAUGGAUGUCUUUAAAGGGGUCCCGUUCGCCGCACAACCAGUCCGAUUCGAGAAACCGACUCCUCAUCCUGGCUGGACUGGUGUUUUGAAGGCCGUUGACUUUCCUAAGAGGUGCCUGCAGCUGAACUUGAUCCAGAGUGAAACUCGCGGCAGUGAGGACUGCCUUUACCUCAACAUCUGGGUACCACAAGGCCGUUCAAUUUCCACCGGCCUCCCCGUCAUGAUUUACUUCUUCGGUGGUGGCUACUUGGUCGGUGGCUCAAUGGGGGCCAACUUCUUAAAUAACUACCUGUACGAUGGAGAGGAGAUUGCUGACCGGGGAAACGUCAUUGUGGUCACUGUGAAUUAUCGUGUCGGUGCGCUUGGUUUUCUCAGUACUGGAGACGCGGAUUUGCCCGGAAACUAUGGGCUCUGGGAUCAGCAAGCUGCCAUUGCUUGGGUUCACAGGAACAUUAAGGCUUUCGGAGGAGAUCCAAACAACAUCACUAUUUUCGGAGAAUCUGCCGGAGCAGCCAGUGUGAGCUUUCAGAUGCUGACCCCACACAACAAAGGCUUGAUUCGCAGAGCUAUUUCCCAGAGUGGUGUUGCUCUGUGUCCUUGGGCUGUUAAUAGGAAUCCUAGAGCCUUUGCUGAAGAGGUUGCUAAGAAAGUGGGCUGUCCCACAGAUCAGAGCAUGGGAGCCUGCCUAAAGAUGACUGACUCAGUACUGAUAACUCUUGCUGGAACACUUAACCUGCAUGGUUCUGCAACAAACCCCAUUGUGAAAAACCUGGCCCUCGCCCCGGUGAUUGACGGUGAUUUCCUCCCCGCUGACCCCAGCACACUGUUCAGUAACGCUGCUGAUGUCGACUACAUUGGUGGAGUUAAUGACAUGGACGGGCACAUUUUCACUGGCUUUGAUAUUCCUUCCAUCAACCAGCCGCUCCAGCCCACACCUGUUGAAGAUGUCAAAAACCUCCUGACUGCUUUGACGAGUGAUAAAGGUGCAGCAGCAGCUUCAGCAGCUUAUGAGCAGUACACCGCUAACUGGGGAACCAGUCCUGGUAAAAAUGAUAUCAAAAAGACAAUUGUGGACAUCGAGACUGACUACACUUUCCUGGUGCCAACACAGACGGCUCUGUAUUUACAUGCCCAACAUGCCAAGACAGGACGUACUUAUUCGUACCUGUUCUCAGAGCCCAGCCGCCUGCCUGCAUAUCCCAGCUGGAUGGGGGCUGACCAUGCUGACGACCUGCAGUAUGUGUUCGGAAAGCCUUUCACCACUCCCCUGGCUUACAUGCCCAGACAUCGCCGUGUCUCCAAAUACAUGAUCGCUUACUGGACCAACUUUGCCAGAUCUGGUGACCCCAACAUUGGUGAGUCGGACGUUCCCGUAGCAUGGCCCAAGUUGAGUGAUGGCUAUCAGUAUGCGGACAUCAAUAGUGACAUGGGUAAAAACUCUAUCAAGCAGAAAAUGAGAGCUCGCUUCGUCCACUUCUGGAGUGUCACCUACAUGGGUUUUCCCAGUCUUAAAUGAAAUUCUCCAUAGCUCUGUCUCCAGUUAUCACUGUUAUGACACAUCUUUCAGUGACAAACAAUUAACUGUAUUCAAUAAACCAAAUUGUUUGCAUUUU
Messenger RNA from Clarias gariepinus (North African catfish), 1805 nucleotides. RefSeq names its product bile salt-activated lipase-like. The record is from RefSeq and is a predicted model, not a curated record. Gene Ontology annotation, molecular function: signaling receptor activity; sterol ester esterase activity; neurexin family protein binding. Gene Ontology annotation, cellular component: cell surface; postsynaptic specialization membrane; synapse. The transcript has 11 exons. Gene Ontology annotation, biological process: synaptic vesicle endocytosis; chemical synaptic transmission; presynaptic membrane assembly. The coding region runs from base 62 to 1708 and encodes 548 amino acids. Lineage: Eukaryota; Metazoa; Chordata; Actinopteri; Siluriformes; Clariidae.